Messenger RNA from Synchiropus splendidus (mandarinfish), 7734 nucleotides. RefSeq names its product unconventional myosin-VIIa-like. Lineage: Eukaryota; Metazoa; Chordata; Actinopteri; Syngnathiformes; Callionymidae. The coding region runs from base 644 to 7417 and encodes 2257 amino acids. The transcript has 47 exons. Gene Ontology annotation, cellular component: myosin complex; cytoskeleton. Gene Ontology annotation, molecular function: ATP binding; cytoskeletal motor activity; protein binding. The record is from RefSeq and is a predicted model, not a curated record.
GUCAGAGCUGCUUCAGAAGGAUCUCCAGCGCUGCAGGUGAGUGAGUGACUGUGGAUAUUUUCUCAUCACGGAAGACAGGCGUCAGCUGCAGGCUCCACUUCCAUCACCAAGUGUGGACUUGACGGAACCACACUUACAGUGCUGCUUCGUGAUGAUGAGGAGGAUGAAGAGGAGGAGGAGGAGGAAGGUGGACAGGCCCACUGAAGAAGAUGCUGGUCUCCUGGUGUGGUCCAGAACAGAGCUGGGGCGGCAGGCGGGCCCAGCAGAACCACUCUGAUCGGACCCGCUCCAGAGUGCCCUCCGAAGCUCAGUGGACCUCCUGCUGCGCAGCAGCUGCUGAAACAUUCAUGUGCCAGUCACAGAGAGAGAGGGUCUCACAGAGACUCACAGAGAGUCCCGCCUACUCUGCUCUGAUUGGUCCUGGGAGCCUGACCGAAGAGACUCGCCCAGAGUCCCAGCAGGAGCCGGGGUCUUGCCUGACCGAGCCGCACCUUCCGUCCUCCUCCGUCUCUCGUGCCUGAACCACAGCGCCUCCGCUGGUGGCUGUGUGCCGCGACAUGGACACGGCAGGAGUCCGACUCUCUGAUGCAGUUGCUCUGUUUCUCUCUGCCAGAGUCUCAUCUGAGGUCCAGAGCUGGGAGCCAUGGUCAUUCUGCAGCAGGGCGACUUCGUCUGGUUGGACCCCAACAGCGGCCGAGAGUUCGAGGUCCCGAUCGGCGCCGUGGUGAAGCUCUGCGACUCGGGCCAGAUCCAGGUCCUGGACGACGAGGGAAACGAGCACUGGAUCUCGCCCCAGAAGGCCACCAACAUCAAGCCCAUGCACCCCACUUCCAUCCACGGCGUGGAGGACAUGAUCCGGCUGGGCGACCUCAACGAGGCCGGGAUCCUGCGCAACCUGCUGAUCCGCUACCGCGAGAGGCUGAUCUAUACCCACUGUGGCGGCCGGACCUACACCGGCUCCAUCCUGGUGGCCAUCAACCCGUACCAGCUGCUGCCCAUCUACACGGCCGAGCAGAUCCGCCUCUACACCAACAAGAAGAUCGGAGAGCUGCCGCCGCACAUCUUCGCCAUCGCCGACAACUGCUACUUCAACAUGCAGCGCAACAACAAGGACCAGUGCUGCAUCAUCAGCGGGGAGUCUGGAGCAGGAAAGACGGAGAGCACCAAACUGAUCCUUCAGUUUCUGGCAGCCAUCAGUGGUCAGCACUCGUGGAUCGAGCAGCAGGUUCUGGAAGCCAAUCCCAUCCUGGAAGCGUUCGGAAACGCCAAGACCGUCCGCAACGACAACUCGUCCCGCUUCGGCAAGUACAUCGACAUCCACUUCAACAAGAGAGGGGCCAUCGAGGGCGCCAAGAUCGAGCAGUACCUGCUGGAGAAGUCCCGCGUCUGCAGGCAGGCCCGCGACGAGAGGAACUACCACAUCUUCUACUGCAUGCUGGAGGGCAUGACGGGCGAGGAGAAGCAGAGGCUGGGCCUGAGCCGAGCGCGCGACUACACCUACCUGACCUUCGGCGACUGCACGCUGUGUGACGGCCGCGACGACAUGAAGGAGUACUCCAACAUCCGCUCUGCCAUGAAGGUCCUGAUGUUCACGGACAGAGAGAACUGGGAGAUCUCCAAACUGCUGGCCUCCAUCUUACACCUGGGGAACCUGCAGUAUGAAGCCCGAACAUACGACAACCUGGACGCAUGUGAGGUCACCAGGAGUCCUCAUCUGAACACUGCAGCCUCCCUGCUGGAGGUGGACGGGAAGGACGUGACCAACUGCCUGACCAGCAGGACGCUGAUCACCAGAGGGGAGACCGUGUCCACGCCUCUGAGCCGAGAGCAGGCGCUGGACGUCCGAGACGCCUUCGUCAAGGGCAUCUACGGGCGGCUCUUUGUGUGGAUCGUGGAGAAGAUCAACGCCGCCAUCUACAAGCCUCCGUCCUCCCAAGCCAAAGCCGUGCGGCGCUCCAUCGGGCUGCUGGACAUCUUCGGUUUUGAGAACUUCACCAUCAACAGCUUCGAGCAGCUCUGCAUCAACUUUGCCAACGAGAACCUGCAGCAGUUCUUCGUGCGCCACGUCUUCAAGCUGGAGCAGGAGGAGUACAACCUGGAGGACAUCAGCUGGCAGCACAUCGAGUUCACCGACAACCAGGAGGCGCUGGACAUGAUCGCCCUCAAGCCCAUGAACAUCAUCUCCCUCAUCGACGAGGAGAGCAGGUUCCCCAAGGGCACGGACACCACCAUGUUGAACAAGCUCAACUUCCAGCACAAAGUCAACAGCAACUACAUUCCUCCCAAAAACAACUACGAGACUCAGUUUGGGAUCCAGCACUUCGCCGGCGUCGUCUACUACGAGAGCAGAGGCUUCCUGGAGAAGAACCGAGACACUCUGUACGGAGACAUCAUCCAGCUGGUGCACUCCUCCAAGAACAAGUUCAUCAAGCAGAUCUUCCAGGCCGACGUCGCCAUGGGGGCGGAGACCAGGAAACGCUCUCCAACACUCAGCAGUCAGUUCAAAAGGUCCCUGGAGCUGCUGAUGAAGACCCUGAGUGUGAGUCAGCCUUUCUUCGUCCGCUGCAUCAAACCCAACGAGUUCAAGAAGCCCAUGCUCUUCGACCGGGAGCUGUGUGUGCGGCAGCUGCGCUACUCGGGCAUGAUGGAGACCAUCCGCAUCCGCCGGGCCGGGUACCCCAUCCGCUACACCUUCGUGGAGUUCGUGGAUCGCUACAGGGUCCUGAUGCCGGGCGUCAAACCCGCCUACAAGCAGGAGGACCUGAGGGGAACCUGCCAGAGGAUCGCGGAGGUGGUGCUGGGCCGGGACGACGACUGGCAGAUGGGGAAGACCAAGAUCUUCCUCAAGGAUCACCACGACAUGCUGCUGGAGAUCGAGCGAGACAAGGCCAUCACAGACAAGGUCAUCCUCAUCCAGAAGGUGGUGCGAGGCUUCAAGGACAGAUCCCACUUCCUGAAGAUGAGGAAGUCAGCUGUGGUGAUCCAGAAGACCUGGAGAGGAUUCCACUGCCGCAAGAACUACGGAGCUAUGCGGGCCGGCUUCUCUCGUCUCCAGGCUCUGGUCCGCUCCAGGAAGCUGUGCGCCUCUUACCACGCGGCCCGUCUGAGGAUCACCGGCCUGCAGAGCCGCUGCCGAGGCUUCCUGGUGCGCCGGGCCUUCCGGCACCGGCUGUGGGCCGUGGUCACCGUGCAGGCGUACACGCGAGGGAUGAUCGCUCGCCGCCUGCACCGCAGGCUGCAGCAGGAGUACCGCCGGCGCCUGGAGGCCGAGAAGCUGCGGUUGGCGGAGGAAGCCAAGCUGAGGAACCAGAUGUCGGCCAAGAAGGCCAAGGCCGAGGCCGAGCGCAAGCACCAGGAGCGCCUGGCCCAGCUAGCCAGGGAGGACGCCCAGCGGGAGAAGAAGGAGAAGGAGGAGGCGCGGCGGAAGAAGGAGCUGCUGGAGCAGAUGGAGAAGGCUCGGCAGGAGCCCGUCAACCACUCGGACAUGGUGGACAAGAUGUUCGGCUUCCUGGGCAGCAGCGGCUCCCUGCCGGGUCAGGACGGGCAGGCGCCCGCCGGCUUCGAGGACCUGGAGCGGGGCCACAGGCAGCUGCAGGAGGAGGACCUGGACCAGGCUCUCCCUCUGCCCGAGGACCAGGAUGACGAGGAGGAGGAGGAUCUGUCCGAGUACAAGUUCGCCAAGUUCGCCGCCACCUACUUCCAGGGCACCAGCAGCCACAGCUACGUGCGGAGGCCCCUCAAGCAGCCGCUGCUGUUCCACGAGGACGAGGGAGACCAGCUGGCUGCUCUGGCGGUGUGGAUCACGGUGCUGAGGUUCAUGGGCGACCUGCCCGAGCCCAAGUACCACACGGCCCUCAGCGACGGCAGCGAGAAGAUCCCGGUCAUGACCAAGAUCUACGAGACGCUGGGGAAGAAGACGUACAAGAGAGAGCUGCAGGCGCUGCAGGGCGAGGGGGAGGCUCCGCCCUCAGAGGGCCACAGGAAGAACAGCGUCCGUCACAAGCUGGUGUCUCUCACGCUGAAGAAGAAGUCCAAGAUCACAGAGGAGGUCACCAAGCGGCUCAACGACGGCGAGCACCGUCUCCACGGCAACAGCAUGCUGGAGGACCGGCCCACGUCCAACCUGGAGAAGCUGCACUUCAUCAUUGGCAACGGAAUCCUGCGACCGGGCCUCCGCGAUGAGGUCUACUGCCAGAUCUGUAAGCAGCUCACUCAGAACCCGUCCAAAAGUUCUCAUGCGCGAGGCUGGAUCCUGCUGUCGCUGUGCGUCGGGUGCUUCGGCCCGUCGGACAAGUUUGUGAAGUAUCUGAGGAACUUCAUCCACACGGGGCCUCCGGGUUACGCUCCGUACUGCGAGGAGCGACUGAGGAGGACCUUCGUGAACGGCACCAGGACCCAGCCGCCCUCCUGGCUGGAGCUGCAGGCCACCAAGUCCAAGAAGCCGGUGAUGCUGCCGGUCACCUUCAUGGACGGCACCACCAAAACCCUGCUGAGCGACUCGGCCACCACGGCGCGGGAGCUGUGCCACGCUCUCGCCGACAAGAUCAACCUGCGGGACAGAUUUGGCUUUUCACUCUACAUCGCUCUGUUUGACAAGGUCACACACGUGCACUCCGCCGGCCCGGGUCAGCCCGCCUCACGGCUCCGCCCUCCCACCGCAGGUGUCGUCUCUGGGCAGCGGCAGCGACCACGUGAUGGACGCCGUGUCUCAGUGCGAGCAGUACGCCAAAGAGCAGGGCGCCCAGGAGCGCAACGCCCCCUGGAGGCUGUUCUUCAGGAAGGAGCUCUUCACGCCGUGGCACUGCCCGGCCGACGACCCCGUGGCCACCGGCCUCAUCUACCAGCAGGUGGUGCGGGGGGUCAAGUUCGGCGAGUACCGCUGCGACCGGGACGACCUGGCCGAGCUGGCCUCGCAGCAGUACUACGUGGACUACGGUGCCGAGAUCCUGCCGGAGCGGCUGCUCAGCCUGGUGCCCUCCUACGUGCCCGACCGCGAGAUCAGCUCCUCCAGGAGCGUGGAGAAGUGGGCGCACGUCAUCAUGGCGGCUCACAAGAAGGUCCUUCAUCCACCCGUCCAUCAUCCAUCUGUCCGCCCCUCCGCCCCUCCAUCCAUCGUGCCUGUGUGUGUGUGCGUGCGUGUGUUCAGGGAAUCUACGCCCAGAAGAGGUUCGACCCUCAGAAGGUCAAGGAAGAGGUCGUGGACUUUGCUCGUCACAAGUGGCCGCUGUUGUUCUCACGAUUCUACGAGGCCUUCAAGUUCUCGGGUCCCAGUCUCCCCAAGAACGACCUGAUCGUGGCGGUCAACUGGACGGGGGUUUACUUCGUGGACGAGCAGGAGCAGGUCCUGCUGGAGCUGUCCUUCCCGGAGAUCACGGCCGUGUCCAGCAGCAGGGGCGGCAAGCUUCAGAGUCAGAGCUUCACCUUGGCCACCAUCAAAGGAGACGAGUUCACCUUCACCUCCAACAAUGCCGAGGACGUCCGCGACCUCGUGGUGACCUUCCUGGAGGGUCUGAGGCAGAGGUCCAAGUUCGUGGUGGCGCUGCAGGACAACCCCAGUCCAGGUGAGUGGCGUGGCCAGGCUCCAGAGACAGAGCUGAACUCUGAAGCUCCUUCAGCCGCGGAGGAGUCCACCUUCCUGAGCUUCCUGAGGGGAGACCUGAUCCUGCUGGACCAGGACUCGGGGGAGCAGGUGCUGAGCUCCGGGUGGGCGCACGGCGUCAACGCGCGGACCAAUCAGAGAGGAGACUUCCCCGCCGACUGUGUCUACGUGCUGCCGAGCGUGACGCGUCCUCCUCCCGAGACCGUGACCCUGGUGACCCUGACGCCGGAGCAGCGGCAGGAGACGGCCAGAGUCUGGCGGCCGGCGGCGCCCGAGGGCGAGGCCUCGCUGCAGCCCUACACGCUGGAGGAGUUCUCCUACGACCACUUCAGGCCGCCCCCCAAACACACGCUGAGCCGGGUCAUGGUCACCAAGAGCCGCGGGAAGGACAAACUGUGGAGCUGCAGCCGGGAGCCGCUGAAGCUGCCGCUGCUGAAGAAGGUGCUGCAGCAGGAGGAGCUGAGCCAGGAGGCCUGCCUGGCCUUCAUGGCGCUCAUGAAGUACAUGGGCGACUACCCGUCCAAGAGGACGCGCUCGGUCAACGAUCUGACCGACCAGAUCUUCGAGGCGCCGCUGAAGCACGAGCCUCUGAAGGACGAGAUCUACUGCCAGAUCAUCAAGCAGCUGACCGACAACCACGUCAAGUACAGCGAGGAGAAGGGCUGGGAGCUGCUGUGGCUCUGCUGCGGCCUCUUCCCGCCCAGCAACCUGCUGCUGCCCCACCUGCAGCGCUUCCUGCAGGCCCACAGGCUCCACCCCCUGUCAGCCGACUGCCUGCGGCGGCUGCACAAGGCGCUGCGCAACGGCUCCAGGAAGUACCCGCCCCACCUGGUGGAGGUGGAGGCCAUCCAGCACAAGACCACGCAGAUCUUCCACAAGGUCUACUUUCCAGACGACACGGACGAGGCGUUCGAGGUGGAGUCCAGCACCAAAGCCAAGGACUUCUGUCUGAACAUCUCCACUCGCCUGCUGCUCAAGUCCCCUGAAGGCUUCAGUCUCUUCGUGAAGAUCUCAGACAAGGUCAUCAGCGUCCCAGAAGGAGACUUCUUCUUCGACUUUGUGCGGCACCUGAGCGACUGGAUCAAGAAGUCUCGACCGGCCAAAGAAGGGCUGCUCCCGUCUCUCACCUACCAGGUCUUCUUCAUGAAGAAACUGUGGACCAACACGGUUCCAGGGAAGGACUCCUUCGCGGACUCCAUCUUCCACUUCUACCAGGAGCUGCCCAAGUACCUGAGGGGCUACCACCGCUGCUCCAGAGAGGAGGUCCUCCAGCUGGCCGCGCUCAUCUACCGCGUCAAGUUUGAGGAGGACAAGUCCCACUUCCCCUCCAUCCCCAAGAUCCUGCGCGAGCUGGUCCCUCAGGACCUGCUCCGCCAGAUGUCCCCCGACGACUGGAAGCGGUCAGUGGUGGCCUACUUCAACAAGCAGGCGGGAAAGUCGCGAGAGGAAGCCAAGCUCAUGUUCCUGAAGAUCAUCUACAAAUGGCCCACGUUUGGCUCCGCCUUCUUCGAGGUCAAGCAAACAACGGAGCCCAACUACCCCGAGAUCCUGCUGAUCGCCAUCAACAAGCACGGAGUCAGUCUCAUCCACCCCAAGACCAAGGAGAUCCUCACCACUCACCCCUUCACCAAGAUCUCCAACUGGAGCAGUGGAAACACCUACUUCCACGUCACCAUCGGGAACCUGGUCCGAGGAAGCAAACUGCUCUGCGAGACGUCGCUGGGCUACAAGAUGGACGACCUCCUGACCUCCUACAUCAGCCAGAUGCUGACCAGCAUGAACCGGCAGCGCUCGGCGUCUCGCUCCGGAGACAAGUGAACGUCCCGCUGGCAGGAGGCGGCCGAGCUGCUCCGCCUCCUGCGCCCCAUCGGCCAGCACUGCAGCUGGGGGCGGAGCUUCAACCAGCAGCUGUGGCGCAUGAGUCGCAGCGCCUCAGGCAGCUCGGAGGGGUCAGAGGUCAGCAGCGCCGGCGAGGGCCCGAGCGGCUGCCGCCUUCAUGACGACGACCCGUCCAGUGAGGAUGACUACCUCUGACCUCCGACCUCUCACCUACUAGCCCGCGUCAGAGGUCAUGGGCCGAAGGGCUAAAAUGGCGUGAGUGCCUUUGUUCUGUGAGCCGCUCCAAUAAAACUCUC